CAUCAUCUGUUCUGCCCUCAGGUCAUUUCAACACCCUUUGUACCGGUUGAUUAAUUUUUAUCGAUACAAAUAUGUGUACACACACUUAUCUAAAAAUAACCAGGUACUAAUAUCACCCUUAAUUACUAGUUUAAAACAAUAUCGAAUAAAAGGAAAAAGAUUUUAUCAUCAUGGGCAUUGAACUAUACUUUUUUGUUACAACAGCAGUCUAAUUAACAAAUAAAUGUGAAGGUGUUAAUGAAAACCUGAAAAGUAAUUAAAAUAUGCAUAUUUGUAAAAGGAAUAUUAGAUACAAAGCGGUUUAAUACGUGUGUGUUAAUCUGGGAUCUCCGCGGAAAGCCCCGGAAAACUUUAAAGCACAAAAGCUUCAUAUUCCGAGUCAGUCUUUCUCCAACCUCUGUCGAGUCUAAACCCUCUACUAAUACCGUGAAACUUUAUAAAACUUCAAAUUUUAUAACAAGUGGCAUUUUUCUAAAUUAAUUAAACUCGUAAAAGUUAAAUUAAAUAAAAACUUCUUUAUUAAAAUAAUGUAAAAAUCAAAAUGAAAGACAAACUGUUCGUGUGGACGAUAUUGUUUUUAUUAUUUUGGCACGAAGGAUUUUCGAUUCGUUGGUUGUCUCUUCAGCAUUCCACUCUUCACUGGAAUUUAAGUUCAGUUAACAAUAAUCCGGGACGAGGGAUCCGCUCCGGUGCUCGUUCUCCUUGUGGUGUAGCCCGUAGAAGAUACGGUUUAGCUAAAUUACAAGCAAAAUUAUGCCGUAGCACUAUGGAAGCCAUGCCACAUGUGCAAAAAGCUGCAGUUUUGGCGACUGAAACGUGCCAGAAUGUUUUCAAAGACCGGAGAUGGAACUGCUCCUCUAUAACAACUGCUCCGUAUCUAACACCCGAUUUAACCAGAGCCACAAGAGAACAAGCUUACGUGUAUGCCAUAAGCUCAGCAGCAUUAACAUACACGAUGGCACGUGCCUGUGCCAGCGGCACCCUUUACCACUGCACGUGUGCCGGUAAACCUGAUGAACCCCCAAACAGUAAUUUCCAAUGGGGCGGCUGCGGCGACAACAUACACUGGGGGGUGUAUUUUGCGAAAAGAUUUAUCGAUAAUGUGGAGAAAAACAACGUCGAUAAGAGCAGGAAACGAAGAAAGGGGUACGAGUAUGAGGAAGAAAGGAAGAGUAAGCUGGUGAGGGAAGAAGUCGCAGCAGUCAACUUGCAUAAUAAUCGCGUCGGAAGACGAAUUAUAAGAGAAAGUAUACAAACGCAAUGUAAAUGUCAUGGUGUUUCCGGUUCUUGUAAUAUUAAAACGUGUUGGAAGGGUUUAUCACCGAUGCUUGAUAUAGGACGAAAGUUGUUGAAACAAUAUACAAAUGCUAAAGAAGUGUCUCGAUUUUAUGUUGAAGGCAAUUUGGGAAAAACACGAAUUUCUGAUCACCUAUUAUAUCUUACGAAAUCGCCGGAUUAUUGCACUAGAGAUGUUAAGCUGGGAAGUUUUGGCACCGUAGGAAGAAAAUGCAAUGUUACCACAAAUGAAACAAACAGUUGUCGUCAAUUAUGUUGUGGAAGAGGUUACAGAACCCUAGUGGAAGAAAAACUGGAAAGAUGUCACUGCAAAUACUACAACUGUUGUUACGUCAAAUGUAAAAUUUGUAGAACCAAAACACAAAUUUACGAAUGUGGUUGAACACCAAAUACUUCGAGUACGAAACAAUAAAAAAAACUUCAGCCGUACUUUACAAAUAAUGAAAUCAAUAAUGUAUAACCGUGCAAUAAUUACAUCAUUAGGUGACAUACCCUUAGCGUUCUACGUGUAAACCAUUAUAAUUAGACCUUAAUUACGUAGAAACUGUGAGUACUGUAAAACAAUCAACGAAUUUACUUUUUAAUAUUUAUUUUAAAAAAUUUAUGUACAUACUUAACAUACCUAAUAAAAUUAAUUUACAAAGUAA
Molecule: messenger RNA, 1943 nt
Organism: Tribolium madens (black flour beetle)
Lineage: Eukaryota; Metazoa; Arthropoda; Insecta; Coleoptera; Tenebrionidae
Product: protein Wnt-11b-1-like
Exons: 5
Coding region: 542-1678 (378 amino acids)
Biological process (GO): canonical Wnt signaling pathway; cell fate commitment; neuron differentiation
Cellular component (GO): extracellular region
Molecular function (GO): frizzled binding; cytokine activity
Source: RefSeq, a predicted model, not a curated record